AUGAUGAAAACAGGUGCAGACACUUACAAGAUUAUUGAAGAGUUUUGCUGUAGAAUGACUGGCACAUUGAAAGAAUGGUACCAUAAUCUUGGUCCAUUAAAACAAGAUGAACUACACAGAUUAGUAAAUACUGCUGCGGUCCUUGGAAUUCUCCACAAUGAAUUCAUCGGUGAUAUGGAGAUAUUUGACAGGAAAAACAGGCAAGAGUUCUUUGAGAUGAGAUGUUGUUCCCUUAAAGACAAAGAUCUUGAAAGACACUAUCAAAGAAUGACCCAGAGGUAUUAUGUCCUCAAUGGUUUCAAUGAUCAUACCCUAAAAAACAUAUAUAUCUCAUCACUGCCACAAGAACUCCAGCCAGAAAUUCAUAGGAUGAUAGCAGCUGCUCAGAAGGAUGUUAAAACCUUGAGCCUCGGCCAGAUACACCAGAUAGCAUUAGAAGCACUUGAAAAGCUUUGUAGAUUGCACCAGCAUUUCUCAGAAGUUAUGCAACAAAAAUCCAAGUUUAUCAAGGCAUGCAAGAAGCCUUACCUGGAAAUCAAGUGCAAAGAUAAAAUAUGUAGUUGUACAACAAGAAAGAAACAUCAUCGGCAAAAAUACACCAAACCUUCUGGGAGCUUCAAAAAGAAAGCUUUGAAGUUCUUCAAAAAGAAACCGUUUAGGGGGAAAAAGGAAAACCAAAGGUGUUUUGUCUGCGGAGAAAAAGGACAUUUUUCUAAGAGAUGUCCUAACAAGACCAGCAAAGCCGCCAAGCUGAUCAACUCCCUCCAACCUCUAGAAGGUGAUCUAGAAUCCUUGUAUUCAGAACAGAGCUCUGCCGAUGAAGAAACAAUUUUUGCUCUUCAAAACUCCUCCUCAGAUAACUCUUCUUCAGACGAAGCGACGUUCGCUGAAUCAGAAGACGAUGGAUGUUUUCCUAUUUACUCAUUCAAGGAAAUAGGAAGUACUUUACCUACUCCUCCUCUCCCUUGUGUGGAAAUUCAUAUCCUCGCCUCAAAAUUUUCUCAUCCCAAGAAAGUUAUAGCCUAUAUGGAUACCGGUGCACAAAUCACAAUGAUGAACCCAAGCAUUCUCCCUACAGAAGCAUGGGUGAAACAUGCUGCAUACUUUGUAGCAGCAGAUGGAAAGACGUUCAGGACAGAUUUGAUGACAAAAGAAAAAAUUGGAAUCAGAUUCUUCCCCGAAUGUAUAGUUUGGACGAAGGUCAUUGGUAGUAGCCUCCCAAACAAAGACAUUGUUGUGGGAAUGGAUGUUUAUUCAGCAGCAAAUAGGCUUCAAAUUCUCCCUACAGGAAUCAAAUUUAAGCGAGAAUUUAAACCUUAUUCAGGGAUCUUAAAGUUGUAUUCCCUUUCUGAAGUCAUUGGUAGUAGCCUCCCAAACAAAGACAUUGUUGUGGGAAUGGAUGUUUAUUCAGCAGCAAAUAGGCUUCAAAUUCUCCCUACAGGAAUCAAAUUUAAGCGAGAAUUUAAACCUUAUUCAGGGAUCUUAAAGUUGUAUUCCCUUUCUGAAGUUCCUGCUGGAUACGAAGAAAUCAAAUCCAAACUACUCAAACUCUGUGCAGACAGUCAUGGACAAUUCUCUCAUCCAAACCCUCUAUGGACAAACAAAGACUUUUUUGUCCAACUUCCCUUCAAGCUUAAUGAAGAUAUCAAUCCAACCAAAGCCACUCAUCCAGGAAUGAGUCCCUCAGAUUUAGCUUUGGCCAGGGAAGAAUGCAAUCAGCUGCUCCAACAAGGACUGAUAGAACCCACAAAAUCCGAAUGGGCUUGCCAAGCAUUUUAUGUGGAAAAGAGAUCUGAAAAAAUAAGGGGAAAAAAGAGGUUGGUCAUUGAUUAUAAACCUCUUAACCAUUUCCUAAAAGAUGACAAAUUUCCCAUCCCUAAAACCUCUUCACUAAACACCUUCCUCAAAGAUGCUCAGGUCUAUUCAAAGUUUGAUAUGAAGUCGGGAUUCUGGCAAUUGGGCAUUGAUCCAAAUGAUCGUUACAAAACGGCGUUCUGCAUUCCCAAUGCCCAAUACCAAUGGACAGUAUUGCCAUUUGGGCUUAAGGUAGCUCCCUCGCUAUUUCAAAAGGCCAUGACUAGAAUUUUUGAGCCCAUUAUCGAUAGUAUUCUUAUUUACAUCGAUGAUGUGUUGUUAUUUUCAAAAGAUGAAAAGGCUCAUAAACAGUUAUUGGGUCAAUUUGUCCAAAUAGCCCAAAACCAUGGGAUAAUGUUAUCCGAAAAGAAGAGCCAGAUAGCCCAGACGGAGAUCGAUUUUUUGGGGAUGCAUUUCUCUCAGGGAAAAUAUCAACCACAGCCUCACAUAGCCCAAGAACUGUUAAAUUUUCCAGAUGAAAACCUCACGGUCAAACAAAUCCAGCAAUUUCUCGGGAUAAUUAAUUAUAUCCGAAAUUUCAUCCCAAAGUUGGCUAGAUACACGAGUCCACUAUCACAGUUGCUUAAGAAGAAUCCUCCGCCAUGGGAACCGAAGCACACUGAAGCUGUAAAAACCUUGAAAAGGAUUGCCCAGACUCCACCUGCCCUGAAAAUUCCUGGAAAUGGGAAAAGAAUUUUACAAACUGAUGCCAGUGAUCAUUAUUGGGGCGCAAUUUUGAUAGAGGAGAUCAAUGGAAGUUCUGUUCUUGUAGAGUAG
This is a messenger RNA of Cicer arietinum (chickpea), 2631 nucleotides long. The record is from RefSeq and is a predicted model, not a curated record. NCBI's taxonomy places the organism in Eukaryota, Viridiplantae, Streptophyta, Magnoliopsida, Fabales, Fabaceae.